This is a messenger RNA of Aplysia californica (California sea hare), 2698 nucleotides long. RefSeq lists its product as uncharacterized. NCBI's taxonomy places the organism in Eukaryota, Metazoa, Mollusca, Gastropoda, Aplysiida, Aplysiidae. The record is from RefSeq and is a predicted model, not a curated record.
GGAACAUUUUUAUUUUCAUUUAAUGCGUUUUUCGAUUAGCAAGUCAGAAUCAGCAUGGACUUAGACAGGUUUGUUUUCUUCUUUCCACCUAGGCGUUGCUUACACCCCGGUGUGUGAUCCACCUCGGUUGUGUGAGAACAAUUACAACACAGUGUGUGUCACCUGUACUGCUGAUGUUCCUUAUGGAUCCAGAUGGGCCUAUUUUUGCGCACUGCACACAACAAGCAAUCCACAAUUCCGCCUUCUGCUGCCCCCGUCCUGUUACUAAAUGGGUUACGUUUCUCUGGAGAAAGCACCAACAAUGUCGUUCAACUAGUCACGGGACAGACAUAUUUAGUCCGCUGUGACGUCACCGGUGGCAACCCACCUGUUUCUAGCGUGACACUGACCUGUCCAGGCAACAACCCUACAACACAGGAAGGAUCCCAUGUUUCGGCUGACUUCACAGUGACCAGUGACACACAUCAACGGAAAUGCGAGUGUGAGGCUGACCACAGCUUGGGAGACUAUGAUAAGCAAAUAACCUCUGUUGUCAUUAAAGCUGUUUUUCACCGUCUACUCCUCCAAAACUGACAAUAUCAGGGGCAGUUUACAUCGGACUCCAGGGAUAUUCUAUUUCAAAGACCCCGGGGCAGAGGUACUCAUCAAGCUGUGACGUGUCUGGGGGUCAGCCACUCGUGUCCAAUGUCACACUGACCUGUCCAGGCGUGGCCCCAGAGACCAUGACCGGGACUUCAGUGUCGCUGUCUGUCAUUAUAGUCGUUAAGUCGGCUGACCAGGAGAAGUGUGUAUGUACAGCACAACAUGUGUCACAAUGCUACAACCAGAAAACUGAGGUCACAAUUAAUGUUCUGUUUUCACCAGAAACUGUCACCUUUCAGAAAACAGGCAGGGACAAUAACUCACCUGUGGACAUCUGCUCAGACUCCUCGCCACAGAUAUCGCUCCAGUGUAGCGCGAGCUCUAACCCCCAACCCCAGUUCACAAUUCUCGUGAACCAACAAGCUUACUCAAGGCCAACUCAAGACCAGUUGGUCAAAACUGGAAGUAAUACCUACGUGUACUCGUAUGGCUUUGUUCCGGAAGCUGGAGGAACCUACAACAUCACCUGUACUGCCAAGGGAGACAAUAGAGCGCCUGUUGAAAGUGACCAGCUGACCAUUCUCGUCAGAGAACCACCCAAAACAGAACCGAAGAUCACCAUAAUCAGCAUCGGACCAUCCGGCAACGUCCUGAAAAACCUGGAAGUCAUCUCUAAAAGCGCAGCUACAAAUGUCACGUGCUUGGUUGAUGGUGGAUACCCGCCCGUGACGUCACAAGACAUUCUGUUGACUUGUGCGAACAUCUCCGGCUCUGAACAGAUAACUCUUCCACCCGGGGACUCUACAGACGGAGAAAUAGCCUGCUCUUGUAGUGCGUCUCACAUUACUGGAUGUUACUCACGAUCUGCUCACACAAGAUUUAAAGUUUCAGCUCUUCCACUGAGCCCUGAGGCGAGCACGGACAACUCUGACGUCACUGUGGUCGCCUCUGUUGGUGUCGCUGUUGCCGUCGUCGUCUUGGUCGUCGUGGUCGUCGUGGUGAUUGUGCUGAAGCGUCAACACUACAAGUCCGAGGCCCUACGUCGAGGCCUGACUCCACAAUAUCUACAGAACAGAAUGAGGAACGAAAUGGGAACGAGGCUCUUCCAGACCUCCUGUGCAGUAGGGUGGUCAAUCCUUCUUUCCGAAGUCACGCAGAAGAAGCGGUCGGCGAGAGGGUGUACCAGAACGCCACUGCGGCCACCACAAGCGAGUUCAACGGGAAACUGCCUGGCAAACAACCCAAGACCGCUCCAAAACCCACUGGGAAGACAACUCCUCAAGCACAGACACUGGAGCCCACAUCGCCCACAUCGCCCACAUCGCCCACAUCGCCCACAUCUGCUGACGUGUACGCCAAAGUCCAAAAACUACCAAAAACUCCAGAAAUGGCACAUUCGGAUGUCCUGGAAGAUCCGGACGAGCACGUCUACAACAACACUGAUGGACAACGUGUGGACUUCUCCAACUCUUCUUUGUUGAGAGAUGACAAGGUGAGUCCGCCUGCCCCCGACGCAAGUCUCCCGGACGACCAGAUCUACUGUAACACCGGCCCGAUGACUGGCAGCUUGACGGAGGCGACAGUUUGACAGGGGCGUGUCUUGUGAGGAUGGGUGUGUCUUAUUGAUCAGGACAGGGGCUCUUCUUGUCAUGGCAGUGACUAUGGUGUGUCUUGUUAAAUAGGACAUGGGCGUUUCCUGUUAAACAGGACAUGGGCGUGUCUUGUUAAAUAGGACAUGGGCGUGUCUUGUUAAAUAGGACAUGGGCGUGUCCGUUAAAUAGGACAUGGACGUGUCUUGUUAAAUAGGACAUGGGCGUGUCUGUUAAAUAGGACAUGGACGUGUCUUGUUAAAUAGGACAUGGGCGUGUCUGUUAAAUAGGACAUGGACGUGUCUUGUUAAAUAGGACAUGGGUGUGUCUGUUAAAUAGGACAUGGGCGUGUCUGUUAAAUAGGACAGGGAUGUAUCUUGUCAUGACAAUGGUGUGUCUUUGUUAAAUAAGACAGUUGCGUGCCUUAAAUAGGAGAUGAAUGUGUCUUGCUUAACAGGAGAGGCGGUGUGUCUUGUCAAAUAGGACAUGUGAGUGUCUUGUUAAAUAGGCCAGGAGGGGGGGGGGGG